Molecule: messenger RNA, 801 nt
Organism: Penicillium chermesinum
Lineage: Eukaryota; Fungi; Ascomycota; Eurotiomycetes; Eurotiales; Aspergillaceae
Exons: 1
Coding region: 1-801 (266 amino acids)
Source: RefSeq, a predicted model, not a curated record
AUGCGCUUCUUCGCCUACUUCCCUCCUGCGCUCUAUGCCCCCUUGGCCUUUGCAGCACCGAGUCUGCCGUACUCCACAAAUGUCAGCACAGCUAUGUCCGACCCUACUGUCAAGCUUUUGACGGGGCCAAGUACUUUGGAUAUCCGGUCUCCAAGCCCAGAUAGCGACGACAACUGCGAUCUUGGCGAAAAGAAGUGUGGCGACAAUUGCUAUCCUCAAGCCUAUGCCUGUUGCCCAAACAAUGCUUCCAAAGGCUGCGCAACGAUUGAUGAAUGCCAGCAAGAUGACGGGGACUGGGGCUGCUGCCCUAAGGGACAGACUUGCGAUGGAGACGAUGACGAUGAUCAUGAUAACGACCAUGACAACGAUCAUGACCAUGACCAUGACAGCGACGAUGACAACGACCAUGGCAACGACCAUGACAAAGACCGUGAUCACGAUCAUGACAACGACCAUGACAACGACCAUGACAACGAUCAUGACAACGAUCAUGACAACGACCGUGAUAACGACCAUGACACCGACAAGGAUAAAAGCAUUACCAGCGAUAAGAACGUUGGCAGUGAUAGCUUGAAGGAUGUCGAUGACGACAAGGACGAUGACAAGGAUGGGGACAAGGACGACGAUAACGACAAGGACGGCGACCAUGACCAUGACCACGACCACGACCACGACCACGACCACGACAGUGACGCCGAUAAUGACAAUGGCAGCAACCACAACGCAGGAGCAGAUGUGAAGCCUGGGCUUAUUCCCGUCAUAGCAUUGACCGGGGUUGCAGCCCUCGCAGGUUUCGUCUAA